Molecule: messenger RNA, 3058 nt
Organism: Vitrella brassicaformis
Lineage: Eukaryota; Vitrellaceae
Source: the annotation of a GenBank genome assembly
CUUUCCCCGACGGACGCAGAUUGGACACACCAUCUGCCCUCAGGAGCCGGGGCCUCGGUGCCCGUUUCAACGAGCAGGAGUUUUGGCUGGCGGAGAACACGAGAUCUACCACGAGCCGGAUUCAGCGCCAAUGGGUGGUCAGCAGACAUGCAAGGUGCCUAAGUGUGAGAAGUCGGUCAGCUCUGCCAGCAGUUUGUGCAUCAACGGCUCAAAUCUAUUGGCAAUGAGUACCAGCCUGUACGUCAGCCUGUCGCUUCUCAGCGUCGUCACGGCGGCUUCCUUCAGCAACGGCAAUCACGGACUCCCCUCCUUCGCGCAGCUGCCAAACGUUCGGCAUGAUCCAUCGAGAAUCAUCAGGCGUCGCUUUCGGCAUCUCCCGCUGCCUCACGUCCAGACAAUCACUGCCCCAGUUUCGGCUGAUGAAUCAGCCACAAAGGAUGCUGCUGCAGUAGAUUUCGGGCGAGUCGCAGCACUACAGCAGGCGAUUGCUGAUGGCACUGUGACGGCGGUGCGGACGACGCUGUCUGACUCCAUCAAGAACCACUGUCGGCUUGGGGCGAGAGGCCGACGGACGCGGAUCUUUGUGGGAACAGACAUUCUGGAGAGGGGAGCCAUUGAUGAGCUGUGGGAGAGUGUGCACGUUGCCUUUCCUAUCUUGAGGAAGAUGGACAUCCCCUCCCACCUCUAUGCGGCCUAUGGCGGCGGGGAGGCUGCGGUCGAAGGUGACGCUGAUGUGGUUGACUCUGCUCAUGCCCUCAAGUCUGUAUGGUCGAAAGCACACUCACGUGGUGAGAAGCUGGGACUGCUGGUCAGGCCUGACGACAGCAAGUGGCCGCCCCCUCUCCCCGAGUGGCUCGUCGACUGCCCUGAUCCGACCGAGAGUCCCACCAUGACGCUCGUCUCCUUCUAUCGUUUCACGCCGAUAGAGGACCCGCAGUUGAUGGCCGAGAGUUUCAGGAAGCUGUGGGAGCCGCUCAAGGCGCUGGGGAGGGUAUAUGUGGCGUCUGAGGGAGUGAAUGCCCAGAUGGCUGUGCCGACAAACGUCCUCUCGGCCUUUGCACGAGCCUGCAACAGCACCUCUGUCCUCGACGGCGUCCCACUAAACUGUGAUGUGGCCAUUCCAAUGCUCGAGUAUUGGGGCGACCAAGGUUCUUUCGAGAGAUGGAAGGAGGAGAACCCGUCAGAUGUUCACAUGCAGCACGUCCCCCGCGCAUUUGCACAUAGCGAUGACCAAAGUGACGAGAGCAGCGGGGAAGACCCGUCCCUCUCGCCGCGACGAGCGGUGCCUGGCAGGACGCGGGCGCCCUUCGAGAGGCUGCACAUCCGUGUCCGCAAGCAGAUUGUGGCUGACGGGUUGAUGAGGCCGCUGGACUGGGGGAGGGAGACUGGGAGGGAAGUGUCCCCCGAGGAGUGGCAUGAGAAUGUCAAUCGUUCGGAUGUCCUGGUUCUCGACUGCAGGAACACGGUGAGUGAGCGGCAAGACAGCCGUGAGCAUUAUGGUAUGGAUUGUUCGGUGUUGGUGCGUAGUAUGAGACGGACGUCGGCCGAUUCGACACAGCCGUGCCACUCAAUACGACCUACUUCCGCGAGAGCUGGGAUGCGCUAAACGAGACGCUCAAGGACGUCGACAAAGAGGCGCCUAUCAUGAUGUACUGUACUGGUGAGCGAGUCAAGAACACCAAACACAUCAACCGCCUGGCACUAAGCGUCGCUCUCGCCCCCCUGCGUGUCUGUAGGUGGAAUCCGCUGCGUCAAGACCGGCGCGUACCUCGUCCAAGAGCUCGGCUUCCGCAAUGUGGGACGGCUUGAAGGCGGCAUCAUCAACUACGCCAAAUACGUCAAGGGAAAAGGCCAGCCCUCACUAUUCAAGGGCCGCAACUACGUGUUCGACAACCGCAUGGGCGAGAACAUCACCCCUGACGUGCUGGCCCAGUGCGUGCAGUGCGGGAAGCCCUGGUCGCUGCACACCAACUGUCGAUAUGAGCGGUGCCACGUGCGGUUCCUGCAGUGCGACGAAUGUGCCGAGAAAUACGGGGGAUGCUGCUCACGGUAGGUGGGGGCCCGACACAUGCUGAUGCAGCACUCCGUUCCAUCUUUAUGGUGCAUUCUUGUCUUGUCAGGGGCUGUCAGCGGCAGCAUGAGCGGUCUCUUGUCGAGACAGACACACAUGCAUCAUCCGACGGAGGAUGGCUGGAACCGCCCUUCCAAAACGCGCAGCUCAAUCGUAUGUUCGAUGAUGCACUCGAGGCCUACGCAGAGCAGCACUCGACGAGCGAGCCCCCCCUGCUGGCCGACCUGCGGCAGCGUACAGCGGCGGAGAUGCCUCAUGCCCUCCGCAUGCUCAGCGGGCCAUUGGUUGGGCGCCUCUUGGCCACAUUGUCGCGCCUUUUGCGACCGGAAAGGAUACUUGAGAUAGGUGAGAGAGGACCGAUACACGGUUGCAUGUUCCUGUUCACUUUCUUGCUCUGUGGGGUGUGCAGGGACGUUCACUGGGUACAGCGCUGUGUGUUUCGCUGAGGGCUUGGCUGAUGGAGGGCAGCUGGUGACGAUUGAGAGGGACGAGCGUGCCGCAGCCAUCGCACGAGAGUUCUUCGACAGGUCGCCGUUUGGCCCGUCUAUCGACCUGCGUGUGGGCAUGGCCGCCGACGUGCUGCCUCAUCUCCGGGGCCAGACAUUCGACCUCGUGUUCAUCGACGGCGACAAGAAGAAGUACAAGGAAUAUUAUGACUACAUCCUGGAGGAGGGAAUGCUGUCGGCCAGGGGCCUGAUGCUUGUGGACAAUGUGCUCUGGAAAGGCGGCGUUUUGCUUUCUGAUGGUGAGACGAGCGAUCGGUACAAUGAGUGGCUGGCCAAUGAAGAAACGAGGAGAGGUCUAUCGGGCGAUGACAGUAGAGAUGGCGAGAGAAGGGAGGCUGAUUUAGUGAAGCUUAGGAAGCGUCAUGAGUCGUUGUGGCGUGCCAUGGAUGAGUUCAAUCGUCAUGUGAGGGAUGACCCCAGGACAGAGCAGGUCAUCUUGCCUAUUCGGGACGGACUCUCGGCAAUAAGAUUAAAGGGUUGA